AUUCGAUCAAACAAUAUAAAUUGAAGGGGAAAAAAAAAAACGCAAAAUAUCUUUACCAUACGGCAAUUGUGUGGCCUCGACUGAAAAUCCAUUCUAUCUCUCUCAUUAUCUUCACUACCUUCUUUCAAUCUGAAUCCUCUCUAACUCCGCCGUAAAUCGCCGAAUUUCCAAACUUCUUCCGCCACAAUCACUGUUAAUCGCCUGCCACACAGAUACGGCGGCGCAUAGAAACGGUUAUUAUUCCGAUUUAUUGAGCUUGGUAGUCGGCUUUUGUUGUGAUUGCUGUUGUAAAGGUGCUGUCGUUUGCUGUUCAAUGACUGGCUCUUUGACCUGUGCUUCGGUUUAGAAAUGGCUUCUCCUUUUUUAACGUCAGUGUCUGUAGAAUGUGUGAACGUAUGUAAGCUUUGGAAAGGGGACGUGAGUGGAAAAUAUGAGUGCAGUAUGCUAUCGUGCGCGUCAAGAGCUCCAAGAGUGCUGACCGGAUUCAUGGCAAGCACGGCUCAUCCUCCCCAGCCGUGUGGAAGCAUUGGCAGAAGAAAUCACAUUGGAUGUAGAUGUGAAGAAAGUAACUGGAGACUGCGGUGCUCAUACGAGGCCUCAAAUUUUCCCAUUUCAAAGAAGCCUUGCAGCUCAAGCACCACGGUUCGUGGCAGCAGCAACUGGAAGUUAUAUUGUUCUCCGAUAUCUUUUUCUACAGAACAUUAUGAGGUUACGCCAGACACCCUGUGGGAGGAUCUUAGAUCUUGCAUCUCAUAUCUUCCUUCAAGGGAACAACAAUUGGUCCGUAAAGCCCUGAAUUUGGCUUUUAAGGCUCAUGAUGGUCAAAAAAGACGCAGUGGAGAGCCCUUUAUUAUUCACCCUGUUGCAGUUGCUCAGAUUCUUGGAGAACUUGAAUUGGAUUGGGAGUCAAUAGCCGCUGGUUUGUUACAUGAUACGGUGGAGGAUACAAAUGUAUCUAAACUUGGAAAACUCAAAUCAAAGGAUGAGAACAAUUCCGUUCAAGAUGUUAAAGCAGAUGACCUCCAUCAGAUGUUUCUGGCUAUGACUGAAGAGGUCCGUGUUAUAAUUGUCAAAUUGGCUGACAGAUUACACAACAUGAGAACUCUUUCACAUAUGCCUCCACAUAAGCAGUCCAGUAUAGCUAAGGAGACCCUGCAGGUUUUUGCUCCGCUAGCGAAACUGCUUGGAAUUUACCAGAUAAAGUCUGAACUUGAAAAUCUGGCAUUUAUGUACACAAAUCCUCAAGAUCAUGUGAAGAUCAAGAGAAGAGUGGCAGAGCUUGACCGAGAACAUGAAAAAGACAUCAAAGAGGCAAAUGAAAUUUUAAUGACGAGGAUUGAGGAUGACCAAUUCUUGAACCUAUUGGCUGUGAAAACUGAAAUUCGGCCCGUGUGCAAGGAACCGUACAGCAUCUAUAAAGCAGUUAUUAAAUCUGAAAGCUCGAUAAAUGAAGUUAACCAGAUUGCCCAGCUUCGUAUUAUUAUUAAACCAAAGCCGUGCAUUGGAGUUGGGCCUCUAUGUAGCACACAACAGAUAUGUUACCAUGUUCUUGGACUGGUCCAUGGCAUUUGGACCCCAAUCCCGCGAGCUAUGAAGGAUUAUAUUGCCACUCCAAAGCCUAACGGCUAUCAAAGUCUCCAUACUACUGUGAUUCCGUUUCUUUACGCGAGCAUGUUUAGACUUGAAGUUCAGAUUAGAACUGAAGAGAUGGAUUUGAUUGCUGAAAGAGGGAUUGCCACUCAUUAUAGUGGCAAAGUUUUUGUGAAUGGCUUGGUCAGACAUGUUAUACCAAAUGGCUCCAGAGCAAAAACAGUUUGCCUUAAUAAUGCUAAUGUUGCUCUCAGGAUUGGCUGGCUCAACGCAAUAAGGGAGUGGCAAGAAGAAUUUGUUGGGAAUAUGAGCUCUAGGGAAUUCGUAGAUACAAUUAAAAAUCUGCCCAAAGGGGCAACUGUCGUUGACUAUGCGUAUAUGAUCCACACUGAAAUUGGAAAUAAAAUGCUUGCGGCAAAGGUCAAUGGCAAUAUCGUCUCGCCUACACAUGUGCUUGCGAAUGCAGAAGUAGUGGAGAUCGUAACAUAUAAUGGGCUUUCUAGUAAAUCUGCCUUCCACAGACACAAGCAGUGGCUCCAACAUGCCAAAACACGUAGCGCCAGACACAAGAUAAUGAAAUUUCUGAGGGAACAAGCUACAUUAUCGGCCACAGAAAUAACUGCUGAUUCGGUUAAGGAAUUAGUCGGUGAAUUUAAAGCGAAAAACGAAGUCCAAGAUGUUGUAAAUUACUCCAAAGGGGCUAAGCACGCGUGUGAGCAGAUUUUGAGAAACGCUAUGCAAACAACAUCAUCAGCAACAAAUGAUGAAGGUAUAUUUCGAUUGGAUGGGGGUGGCAUUAAGUUCCCAAAAAUUAAUGGGAAGCAUAGCAAGAGUAUGCAGAACGUGAAUUUGAAAGCCAAGGGAGAGGUACUAUCUCAGGGAAAUGGUGUUGCCGAGAUGAUUUUCUCCAAUAUCCCUGUGUACAGAGAAGUCUUGCCGGGCUUAGAGAGCUGGCAAGCUAACAAGAUUAUGUCUUGGCACAAACUCGAAGGGAACUCCAUCCAGUGGUUGUGCAUAAUCUGCAUAGACCGUAAAGGCGUGAUGGCUGAAAUCACAACAACACUUGCAGCUAUGGGAAUUUCUAUAUGUUCUUGUGCUGCAGAAAUCGACCGAGAAAAAGGAAUAGGUGUCAUGUUGUUUCACGUCGAAGCUAGUUUAGACAAUUUGGCAAGUGCGUGUUCCAAGGUAGAUUUAAUUCUUGGUGUUCUUGGGUGGUCAACUGGUUGCAGCUGGCUGAGCUUGAAUGAGAACCAUCAGUUUCUAGAGUGUUAGUCUUUGGUCGGGAUGACUGUAUAGCUUUAUCAGCUGCUGAAAAAUGUUCCGAAAAAAAAGUUUUGUUUACAGAGAACAGAGUUUUUCUCUUUCUUUUUUUGUUGUUUGGGGAGGAAGGGUCGAUAGGAUGAAACUCAUUGUUUAGGGAAAGGUUUUCGCUGUUUUCUUCUAAAAUUCUUUUGAAACCUAUUUGUAAAUCAGUGAAAGUGUACUAGCAAGUCUUUGAGGGGUCUAGGGACUGUAUAUAAAAGGAAGAGUGGUAGAUAGUAGAGUAAGUGAAGUAUAUAUACAUGUAAAAAGGAUCUUUACGCUUUGAGACGGGCAAAAUUAUUUCAACCGGGUGACAGUUUACCAUAUGUUCCAUAUAGCUUUUAGGAUGUGGUCCCUUGCCCUUUUAAACUGUUACUACCUUCCUCAUUUGUUUGUGUAUGAUGUAUAUGGAUAUAAUUUGUGUAGUCUUUCUACCUCCUCUAAUCCAGAUUCAGGAUUCUGCUUAUCAUUCUAUCUGAAUAAUAAAGGUGAGUUACCUAUAAUUUUUCAUUUUACA
This is a messenger RNA of Striga asiatica, 3409 nucleotides long. Lineage: Eukaryota; Viridiplantae; Streptophyta; Magnoliopsida; Lamiales; Orobanchaceae. The record is from the annotation of a GenBank genome assembly.